AUGAGAAAUGACGUCAGGAUUCUUCUUGUUGGAGAAAGUGGAGUUGGAAAGACUUCUGUCAUCCUUUCAUUGAUCAGUGAGGAGUUCCCAGAAAACGUGCCAGCAAAAGCUGAAGAAAUAACAAUACCGGCUGAUAUAACACCUGAAAGAGUUCCAACACAAAUUGUUGACUAUUCCGCUCAAGAGCAAACAAAUAGUGAACUUGUUGAAGAAAUAGAAAAGGCAGAUGUUGUGUGCAUUGUUUACUCAGUUGAAAAUGUCGACUCUAUCCAAAAAAUUCCAGCAUUUUGGAUACCAUUAAUUCAUUCAUUGUCAAAAAAUGUCAAUAAACCUAUUGUUCUCGUUGGCAAUAAAACAGACCUACUCGAAAUCAGCAGCAUGGAGCUGAUAAUGCCUGUGAUGAACAUGUACGCUGAAAUAGAGACAUGCGUGGAGUGCUCAGCAAAAACUCUCAAGAAUAUAAGCGAGGUGUUUUACUACGCCCAGAAGGCAGUGCUCCACCCCACCGCUCCUCUCUACCUGCUGGACGAGAAACAACUUUCUCUCAAAUGCAAAUCUGCACUUACUAGAAUUUUCAGGAUCUGUGACCAAGAUAACGAUGGAUUGUUGAAUGAUAACGAAAUUUAUCAGUUCCAACGGCGGUGCUUCAACGUUCCACUGCAACCUCAAGCGCUGGAGGACGUUAAGUCGGUUGUGAGGCGACACAUCGACGACGGCGUCGUUCGGGAGGCCCUCACACUCAAAGCAGGUUUCUUGUUUCUGCACACAUUGUUCAUUCAGAGGGGUCGGCACGAAACAACGUGGACCGUCCUCCGGAAGUUCGGCUUUGAUGAUAACCUUAACUUGCCUGAAGAACUUUUCAAAUUCGGAUUAAGAAACCACCCAGGAUCGACAGUAGAGUUGUCAUACCUCGGGUAUCAGUUCCUCUCGGAUUUGUUUGACAAGUUCGAUGAUGACUGUGAUGGCUGCCUGUCUCCCACUGAGUUGACGAAUCUAUCGAACUUGUGCAAUCACGACAUGUGGAGUUCAGACUUCAGCAAUAUCGUCUGCACGAAUUCGCAUGGAUGGAUCACCCAGCAGGGCUUUCUAGCUUUUUGGACAUUAACUACAUACAUUGACGUUACAAAGACCAUGGAAUUCCUGGCGUCAACGGGCUACACGUACGAGCAUGACAAUCUGGCAUCUGCUAUCCAAAUAACUAGAGAUAAGAGGAUCGAUAUAGAAAAGAAGCAUUCGACUAGAAUUGUCUACAAGUGUGUCGUCUUGGGUUCCAAAGGAUGUGGAAAGUCGACGUUUUUACAAGGACUUCUCAACAGGAACCUACAUUACGUGAAGACUCUCGACUACAGAUAUCUGCCUGACACAACCGUUAAUCUGGUUUCUGUUUGCGGUCAAGAAAAAUAUCUAGUUUUGAAUGAAUUGGACGAGAACAACGUGCAGAGCAAUCUUACAUCUGACAUCAUUUGCCUGUUGUACGAUGUUUCAAACCCGUCAUCUUUCGAAUUCUGUGCUAACUGCUAUCUUCAAUACCUAUCGACCAGUUGGCUGCCAGUUUGUGUCAUAGGAUGCAAAACUGAGAAUAAAGUGGUCAUUCAAGACUUUGUCAUGCAACCUAAAGAAUUUUGUACAAAAUAUAAUCUUACUGGACCUAUUUUAAUAUCCUGUUUAGAAAAAAUAAAUAGGGAUGUCUAUGUUCAGCUAACAACGCUGGCGGCCUAUCCGUGA
Messenger RNA from Helobdella robusta, 1725 nucleotides. RefSeq lists its product as hypothetical. Gene Ontology annotation, biological process: regulation of mitochondrion organization; mitochondrion organization; small GTPase-mediated signal transduction. Gene Ontology annotation, molecular function: calcium ion binding; GTP binding; GTPase activity. Lineage: Eukaryota; Metazoa; Annelida; Clitellata; Rhynchobdellida; Glossiphoniidae. The coding region runs from base 1 to 1725 and encodes 574 amino acids. The transcript has 18 exons. Gene Ontology annotation, cellular component: mitochondrial outer membrane. The record is from RefSeq and is a predicted model, not a curated record.